UGCCCGACCUACGCUCUCUUUUCCUUUAAAAAACACCAGAUCUCUUCACCUGUUCUAAUUAAAAAAGCAUCAUACAUCGCAUAUGUGCAAGCACGUCCUCAACGCCCAGGUCUCCAUCCGCGCGCCCUGCUGCAAAAAGUGGUUCGACUGCACACAGUGCCACGCAGAGGCCGCCCAGCACGACGAGAUGAUAUUCAUGUGCAAAAAAUGCCGCAAAGCAUUCCGCAAAGAUAUGGAGGAUGCCUACGAAGAGGCCGACGAAUACUGCCCGAACUGCGAUAACCACUAUAUCAUUGAGGCCAAGAUCCCGGUCGCUGCGCUGGGCGUUGAGGGCGAGGACGCCCGCUUGGACAACCGCAUGAUUAAGGAUGACCGCGUCAAGGACCAGACUGGCUCGGCCUUUGUUCAGAAGGAUCUGAGGCGCGCCUCGCUUUUUUCCUCCUACAUUUAAUAACAUGGAAGCAGCACCAUUUCUCUCAUUCUUCCAUUCUCCAUCCCUCUGCCUCUUCAAUCCAGCUGCCUGAUCACGCACGCAAAUCAACGCCUAUCAGCGCACACCUCUUUUGGAUAGCCAAGUUCCAGUUACUGCCUAUAUCCGACGGAUCAAUGGCCGUAGCGGCCCAUACACACAUUUGUGCCAACUUAAAAGGAAAUCGUGAAAAAGUUGUAAUGU
Messenger RNA from Kickxella alabastrina, 673 nucleotides. RefSeq lists its product as uncharacterized. NCBI's taxonomy places the organism in Eukaryota, Fungi, Kickxellomycota, Kickxellomycetes, Kickxellales, Kickxellaceae. Gene Ontology annotation, cellular component: mitochondrial intermembrane space. Gene Ontology annotation, biological process: protein import into mitochondrial intermembrane space. The transcript has 3 exons. Bases 83 to 451 code for a protein of 122 amino acids. Gene Ontology annotation, molecular function: zinc ion binding. The record is from RefSeq and is a predicted model, not a curated record.